Saitoella complicata NRRL Y-17804 is the source of this 2096-nucleotide messenger RNA. Its product is annotated as acetyl-CoA synthetase-like protein. The record is from RefSeq and is a predicted model, not a curated record. Gene Ontology annotation, biological process: long-chain fatty-acyl-CoA metabolic process; long-chain fatty acid metabolic process. Gene Ontology annotation, cellular component: lipid droplet; plasma membrane; endoplasmic reticulum. The transcript has a single exon. Lineage: Eukaryota; Fungi; Ascomycota; Saitoellomycetes; Saitoellales; Saitoellaceae. The coding region runs from base 57 to 2096 and encodes 679 amino acids. Gene Ontology annotation, molecular function: long-chain fatty acid-CoA ligase activity.
AACCACCAACAAUCCAACAACGACCUGCCCGUAGCAUUCAAUCAGGCAGAAUAACCAUGGCUAAGAAGUUCAGUAUCGAAGUGUCCCCGUCGGAGAAGCCCGGGCACGGUCCUAUCCGUCGCUCUCCCCACUCUCCCAAGGAGCUUAUCACCAGUCCGGACGAUUCUAUCAAGACCACCUACGACAUCCUGCAAUUUGCAGCAAGACAUUACCCUAACAAGGAUGCUGUUGGCUCGAGGAAGGUCUUGAGGGUGCAUACAGAGGAGAAGAAGAUCAAGAAGGUUGUCGAUGGCAAGGAGACCGAAGUGCCCAAGAAGUGGAACUUCUUCGAACUGAGCCCUUUCAGUUUUAUCACCUUCCAGGAAUUGCGCGACAAAGCGGAAAGAUUGGGUUGCGGUUUGAAGGCUUUGGGUAUGGAGGAGGGUGACAAGGUGCAGAUUUACGCGGCAACUUCUCAGAUGUGGUUGACCAUGUCGCAAGCUAGUUCUUCUCAGAGCUUUCCCAUCGUCACUGCAUACGACACUUUGGGUGAGGAGGGAUUGACCCACUCUCUUGUGGAGACUAGCGCAAAGACCAUUUUCUGUGACGGAAGCCUUCUUCCAACCUUGGUGAAACCUUUGGAGAAGGCCACUGAGGUCAGACAUAUCGUGUAUCAUGGCGACGUCAAGGAGAAGGACAUUGAGGAAUUGAAGCAGGCUUACGGUGACAGACUUACUAUCCGUGACGACGAGGCUCUCGAGCAGCUCGGCAGGGAGAACCCAGUGGCACCCAACCCGCCUAAAGCCGAGGACUUGUGCUGUAUCAUGUACACCUCCGGUUCCACUGGCGCACCCAAGGGUGUUGUUCUUUCUCACGCCAACCUCGUUGCCGCGGUCGGUGGUAUCACCCAAAUUCUGUCCCACAACAUCAACAAGGACGACAACUACAUUGCUUUCCUCCCGUUGGCUCACGUUCUCGAGUUCAUCGUGGAGCACUACAUGCUCUUCUUGGGUGCUACCAUGGGAUACGGCAAUGUCAAGACUUUGACCGAUGCGAGCGUUCGUCACUGUGCUGGUGAUAUUAGAGAAUUCCGUCCUACCGUUAUGGUAGGUGUUCCUGCGGUCUUCGAAAGCGUUCGUAAGGGCAUCUUGACUAAGGUUGCUGCCGGCGGCUUCGUCACUCAGAAGUUGUUCUCCGGUGCUCUGUCAGCCAAGUCGUUCCUGAACAGCUGGUCCCUUCCGGGAUCGGGCGUCUUGGAUGCCGCCGUAUUCAAGAAGGUUCGUCAGGCUACUGGUGGCAGGCUCAGGUACACACUUUCCGGCGGUGCGCCCUUGUCGGCUGAGACGCAACGUUUCUUGAGUACCGCUUUGUGCCCGAUGUUGAUCGGUUACGGGUUGACCGAAACUUGUGCUAUGUGCACAAUCAUGCCUCCUGAGGCGUUCUCCAUCGGACCUGUCGGAUGCCCCGUGCCUUGCUCUGAGAUCAAGCUCGUCAGUGUCGAGGAUGCCGGUUACAAGGCGGAAGAAAACAAGGGAGAAGUCUGGAUUCGCGGUCCCUCCAUUACCAAGGGCUACUUCAACCGCGAUAAGGAGACUGCCGAGGCAUUCACUGAGGAUGGUUGGUUCAUGACUGGUGACAUCGGAACAUGGCUUCCCAACGGUCAGCUUCAGAUCAUUGACCGUAAGAAGAACCUUGUCAAGACGGCACACGGCGAGUACAUUGCCCUUGAGAAGUUGGAGUCCAUCUACCGUACUACGCAGGUCGUUCAGAACAUCUGUGUAUACGCUGAUCAGAGCAAGGUCAAGCCCAUUGCAAUCAUAGUCCCAGUCGAGGCUGCGCUCAAGAAGAUUGCUGAGGAGAAGGGUAUCAAGGGUGAGGACCUGGAGGACCUUUGCAAGGAUGACUACCUGAAGAAGGCCGUUCUUGACCACCUCUUGGACACUGGAAAGAAGGCUGGAUUGAAGGGCAUCGAGUUGUUGCAAGCUGCGGUUUUGGCACCGGAGGAGUGGACCCCUCAAAAUGGCUUGGUUACUUCUGCUCAGAAGCUGCAGCGCAAGAAGAUCUUGGAGCAGUACAAGGAUGAAGUUGAGCACGCCUACAAGCACACUUCUCCAUAG